AUGUCACGCGUGUACGUUGGAAAUUUGGACCCGCGAGUGACUGAGCGUGAGCUCGAGGAUGAGUUUCGCGUGUAUGGAGUUAUCAGGAGUGUUUGGGUUGCUCGUAGACCACCUGGCUACGCUUUUCUAGAUUUCGAGGAUCCUAGGGAUGCUCGUGAUGCCAUUCGUGAUUUAGAUGGCAAGAAUGGCUGGAGAGUGGAACAGUCUCACAACCGAGGUGGAGCUGGUGGAGGUGGCCGUGGUGGUGACCGUGGUGGAGGCGGCGAUCGUGGUGGCCGUGGGGGGCGUGGCGGUGGUUCUGAUUUGAAGUGCUAUGAGUGUGGUGAGCCAGGUCACUUUGCACGUGAAUGCCGUAACCGUGGUGGCACAGGAAGGCGUCGCAGCAGGAGCCGUAGUCGCAGUCCAAGAUACAGGAGAAGCCCAAGCUAUGGACGGAGGAGUUACAGCCCUCGCGGCGCAAGGUCCCCUCCUCCUCCAAGACGCCGUAGUCCUUCUCCUCCUCCUGCUCGUGGUCGCAGCUACAGCAGAUCACCACCUCCGUACAGAGGACGUGAGGAACUUCCAUAUGCUAAUGGAAAUGGGCUGAAAGAUAGGCGCAGAAGCCGGAGCUGA
This is a messenger RNA of Microthlaspi erraticum, 612 nucleotides long. The record is from the annotation of a GenBank genome assembly. NCBI's taxonomy places the organism in Eukaryota, Viridiplantae, Streptophyta, Magnoliopsida, Brassicales, Brassicaceae.